This is a messenger RNA of Acanthochromis polyacanthus (spiny chromis), 7755 nucleotides long. It is a transcript of the gene slc29a4a, whose product is annotated as solute carrier family 29 member 4a. Gene Ontology annotation, biological process: nucleoside transmembrane transport. Gene Ontology annotation, molecular function: nucleoside transmembrane transporter activity; monoamine transmembrane transporter activity. Gene Ontology annotation, cellular component: plasma membrane. NCBI's taxonomy places the organism in Eukaryota, Metazoa, Chordata, Actinopteri, Pomacentridae. Bases 397 to 2046 code for a protein of 549 amino acids. The transcript is spliced from 11 exons. The record is from RefSeq and is a predicted model, not a curated record.
CCUCCGCCGUCCUCCUCAUUCAUCCAUCCGCACUCCCUUUUCUUCCCCGCUGCUGGAUGGUGAGUUAGGAGCGCACGCAGGACGGCACCGGGGCUUCCCUUCUGUCUGAUGGAAACGGGCUGAGGAGGCACCAGAUCCGGCUCAGAUCUCCUUCAGGAUCCUGCAGGAAGGACUUCGCUUCUGCUUCUGGAGGAAACACACGAGAAAGAGAGAGAGAACGAGAGAGAGAGAGGGGAAACACUGGAGAUCCUCCACCAUCAGAAGGCCUCCUGCACCUUUCCCAGAGUGUGUUGCUGGCGUCGUGUUUAGCAUGCGCGCUCACAAGAGUGUGUAGCUCGUCUAGUCGAGAGGACCUUGCGGUGUGUGCUUGUUCGCAUCUGUACUUCGAGUGCCAGGAUGAGUUUGGUGGGCGCAGAGCGUCGCAGGCCCACGCCGGCCCAGACGCCCGAGGAGAGGGAUGUGUGGAGGGAUGGAGGAAGAGCUGGCUGGAGGGAUGCAGGGAGGGAAGGCUGGAGAGAGGGAAGAGAGAGCGGCGUGGUGCAGAGCUACAGCUUCGACUCAUACCAGCUGGAGGAGGAGGAGAUCAGUAAAGACGCCCCGGAGCGAGGAGUGCUGGCUUUGUCCGAGCCCGACUUCGAGGAACCGAUCCCCGACGACCGUUACCAUGGCAUCUACUUUGCAAUGCUAAUGGCUGGAGUGGGUUUCCUGCUUCCCUACAACAGUUUCAUCACUGAAGUGGACUACCUGCACCACAAGUUUAAAGGGACGUCCAUAGUGUUUGACAUGAGUCUUACGUACAUCUUGGUGGCUCUCUUGGCUGUCAUCCUCAACAACGUGUUGGUGGAGAGACUCAGCAUGCACACCAGGAUCACUGUAGGUUACAUCCUAGCUUUGGGGCCGCUGGUCUUCGUCAGCGUGUUUGACGUCUGGCUGGAGAAGUUCACCACCAGGCAGGCUUAUAUCAUCAACCUGGUGUCGGUGGGAGUGGUUGCCUUUGGAUGUACAGUGCAGCAGUCCAGUUUCUAUGGUUACAUGGGGAUGCUGCCCAAGAGGUACACACAGGGGGUGAUGACUGGAGAGAGUACAGCUGGAGUGAUUAUCUCCUUGUCUCGCAUCUUCACCAAGCUGCUGAUCACUGACGACAAGAAAAACACACUCAUCUUCUUCCUCGUCUCCAUCAGCAUGGAAAUGCUGUGUUUCCUGCUUCACCUGCUGGUCCGCCGCUCACGAUUUGUCCGCUAUUACACCAGCAGCGCCCAGGGCAAAGGCCCCGGAAAAUGUCAUGACCCACGGGACAACGGGACCGGAUACAAGGUUCACCACGACGUCACUGCAGAGGAAGUAAGAUUUGGAAACGGUGGGACAGGAACAUCCACCACAGAAGAAGGCCUCGAGGACUUUGUCGGCGGUACCUAUGUACGAUUUGACGCCCCAAAAGCCAAGAUAAGGAAAAGCUGGCCUGGUGUCCGCGACAUGAUCCUGCAUCGCUACGUGGUGUCCCGCGUGAUCUGGGCCUACAUGCUGUCUAUAGCCGUGACCUACAGCAUCACUCUGUGUCUGUUUCCUGGACUGGAGUCUGAGAUACGAAACGACACCUUAGGGGAAUGGCUCCCGAUCCUCAUCAUGGCCACCUUUAACAUGUCAGACUUUGUCGGCAAGAUCCUGGCUGCGCUGCCGUACGACUGGUCCGGAGGUCGCCUGCUCUUCUUCUCCUGCCUGAGGGUGGUCUUCAUCCCUCUGUUUGUCAUGUGUGUUUACCCGGCCAGCGCCCCAACGCUGUCCCACCCCGCCUGGCCGUGCCUCUUCUCCCUCCUCAUGGGAGUCACCAAUGGGUAUUUUGGGUCCGUGCCGAUGAUUCAGGCUGCUGGCAAAGUGCCGCCUGAACAGAGGGAGUUGGCAGGGAAUACCAUGACAGUCUCCUACAUGACGGGCUUGAUGGUUGGCUCCGCUGUGGCGUAUGCAGUUUACAGCUUCACCGCUCCAGCAACAGGAAGCAGCUUCUCUACGCUCAACGUACGCACACCUGCCAACGCUACAGGGUACUGAACGUCUACAUAACUUAAAAAACAGAUGCACGCAAUGGACGUAAUACAUAACGCAGCACGACCAGCCAUUCACACUUGCAGCGUACGGGACAAAAAAACGGAAACAAAAACUGGCAUUUAGCAUUGGAGUAUGUGAAACUAAAAAAACUCAGAUUUAUCCACCCUGUCGUUGUCCAGCUUGGUGACUUUCAAACGUCUGCUGUGAUGAAAUCCCCUGAAGGAGUGGAGCAGGAGCUGUGCAUCUGCCAGCGGGCCGACAUAAGUCCUCUGAGUGCCGCGCGGUGAAAUUACUGUCUGCAUAUGUGCCAACAGAUCGUCUGACAUUUGUACAGUGUAAAGUCAAGUGAUAUUUUUCCUGCAGGGAGGGAACAGCUUAUGGUUUCAAAGGAGACCUUGUGUCUUCGGUCACAUAUGUCACAUUUCAUGAUUCCUCAGAACUCUUGCUAUUCAGGGUAUAGAGGUGGUAUUUUUGGACAAAGAGUUCCAUUUAUUUUAUUUGGGUACCGUUACCAAAUUUAUCUGAAUGUAGUUACUUUUCCAUCAAAAAUGGAAGUUAUAUAGUUGUAAUCUUCUGUAAUGUGCCAUGUUUAUGAGUCUGAUGGAAUAUAUGGUAUGUAAAGGAUACAAUAAGUCUGAAAAUGACAUCCAAAGACACUCUUCUGACCCAUUACAGUACAUAUUAGCCAUUAAUUAGGGUCAGGUUGAGGUGGCAGCAGGCUUUCCAGCUCAUCCUUGGGGAUAAUGGGGUGUUCCCAGGCCAGAUGAGAUAUCUAAUCCAUUCAGUGAUUUCUUGGUCUCCUCAAAGUUGGACGUGCCAGGAGAACCUUCCCAUUAGACAUCCUUAUCAGAUGGUAAAUCACCUCAUCUGGCUCAUUUUGGAAGUCCGGACAUGGGGACAAAAUUUUCCAAAUGGCCUUGAUCUUAUUUAAGGGUCAAUCAUAGACUUUACCUGGUCGUAGUAAGUUUUAUAUAAUACCAACUGAUGGUUGAUUGGAAACAUUUCUGACUCACAAUUGAAGAGUGGGCAAAAAAUAUGAAGUUUUAAAGUAAAAGGAACAAGAGCGAAUUCCAAUUUUAGCAUCUAACAAGAUAACUCAACAGUGAACAGCAUCACAUGGAAUUAGUACUUGGAAAGCCACUUUUUUUGUUGUUUUCCUUUUCUGUCAUCUAAAAUACUGUACAAAUGUCAUCCCAUUAUAUCAUAACUGCUCCUUGAUUGGCUUCCCUCGUUAAAAUUGUCCAAUCAAUUUGCAGUAUAAGGUAUAAAUGUGAAAACAAGGACAGAAUAGGCAGAUUUCUGUCUGUUCUGUGGGUUUUACGUCAGUCCUUCCAGCCUCUGAUGGAUAAAAAAAAAAACAAUGUUGGUAUAAAUUUCCCAGAGGAGGUGGAGUAAUAAUGGCUGUGUCUUGCUGUAGGUUUUUUUUUUUUUCCUGAAAUGGUUCGUGUCUCCUUUGUGUCCUUCUGAACAGUGUCUGUGUUUAACGUCUAUGUAACAAUGCAGGAUGUGAGGGAGAAAAACAAUUAGUGCCAAAACGUCUGCCUGUAAUGAUGAAGUGUUAUUGGCUGGAAAAAAAAGAGUGAAUGUAAAGUUGUAAAUAUACAGAAUGAAAUGCACUCAAAGCAGUAAAGAGCUUUUAUUUUCACUAAUGCAAAGCCUCUAGAAAAGAUCAGAAUCGUAUCUUUUGUAGCUUUAUUUAGACAAACUGAUCGGUGAUAUUUAUUUCCGCAGCGUCCACAGGUUCUUAGUUCCUCCGUGUUGGAUUUUUCAGUGAAGAGGAGAGUUCACGGUUUAUACAUUAUGAACAAAAACAAGCCUCAGCGUAGAAUCCACGAAGUGCUCUGUAUAAUGUAAGCGGCUGCCUGAAUCGAGCCUAAAGUCGGCACGGUUUGAAGAAUGGUCUGGUGCCAUUAGGGAGCUGACCUCAUUACUGUAUGUAUGUCCCGCUGAGCUGAGGGCACCACAUUUCCUGAGGCCUCUCAGCGAGCUGUGCAGCUUGAAGGUGUUUUUAGUUAUUUUUGAUCAAACGUGUCAUUAAAGGACACGAAAAGUCUAUUUCCUUCCAUUUCUUACUCUCUGGUAAAAGCUGCAGCCAUUCUGAGAGGAGAAAAGACUCUCCAAAGAAAGCAUUUAUGUUAAAUUCAUACCUCAUGACGUGCUGGGAGAUUCACUUUCUUGCUGAGAGUUAGACAGAAAUACCAAUCUCUUGUUUGUGUAACCAUGAAACUAGCAAUCAGUCAGCUUCGUGUAGAGAGAGAAAACAGCUAGCCAAUUCCGAGUUUUACUUUGAGCUGAGCCCAAUCCCACAUCAAGGCUUUUACUCACUGUGGGCUCAUUUUUCACGGCGGUAUAAAGUCGUCCACCUACAUGGAAACAGCACAACCAUAGAUAGAGGGAGUCCAAAAGCAGUAUGACACUCUUAUAAUACCAUAAAUAAUAGGAAAAUACAGACUGAAUUAGAUUUUCUUAGAUUAUGUUCUACAAAACUUAAAACAAAAAAUGGAAUCAACGUUUACAACAUUUCUUCACUUGCUCAUGGAUGUUAUCAAUGCUUGAAAAGAGGGGGCUCACCAUACCACUUUUACCACCUCUACAAACAAGGCUUUUUUCACACUACUCCGCACAUCAACUCUAGAAAGAUGUUUUGUUUGUCCACACUGAAUGCAUCUUCCAACAACUUGCUGACAACUUUUUCCUUUGUGUACCUUUUUUGAACCAUGUUGCGUUUCUUAAAUGCUUAAGAAGAAGGCAGCUGGAAUUCUUUUUUGGUUCUUGAAGACAUUUUAUUUUCAUCUAUGAGGCUUCCUCAGGUCUAAGUGACUGAUGGAAGGUCCCAUCUGUUGAUUCUCACCCCCCCAAAAUCACAUGGCUAAUGACCUGUUAAAGACCCAAGACUUACAUGACUCAAAUGGUUGUGGGUUAGGAAAGGGAUGACUUGUGUGUUAGUAGAGAUCAUAAUAGUGUGUUGGACGCUGAUCAUCCACAACAUUAUGACCACUGACAGGUGAAGUGAAUAACAUCGAUCAUAUUGGUACUAUGUGGUGUUCUGCUGGAAAACCCUGGAUUUUGGCAUCCGUGUUGAUGAGAUUUAGACAUCCAAAUGAACAUUGUCCCAGAACAAACACACUCCUUCCUGCAGGUAGAAAUUCUAAAUGUCACGGGCCUACCCCAGCACAUCGAAAAAACAUUAAACAAUCAGGAACACAUUGAGGAACACGACAAUAGCCCAAGAUGUUGAUUUGACUAUCAAACUUCCUAGAGCAUUCUGAUCAAUCAUCAACAGGAUGCAAUGGAACAAAUUUGAUUCCCAGAGACCCCACUGCACAACCCAGAGCACUCAAAGGAUCCCCUGCCAACUUCCUGUCCACAUAAGACACCCUGAGAGGUCCUCUUGUCCAUGUCCAAUGGUUCAGAUUAUUUUUGAUGACAUCAGGGGGACCAACACAAUAUUAGACAGGUGGUCAUAAUGUUAUGUCUGAUGGGUUAAGUACCUGAAAUAUGGUGUCUGCAAUCCAUCAGAACUGAGAAAGUCCAGUUGUCUUUAGUCUCACUUUGCCGGUCUAGCCGCACUACAAUGUUAUUCUGCUGUAGGGGGGAAAAGACUCUGGUUUCUUUAAACCAGUCAAAGUCAUUGUGAACGGAGUUGAGUUGAAGAAUACACUUUAGGCGUUCACUCAAAAAGGCAAGAUCUGGAAUUGUGAUGGAACAUUUACAUGCAGGGAAAACAGCAUAGUGAUUAAACCUUUUCAGUGCUGUAGGUUUCAGCCUGCAAUUUGUUGUUGUUUCCUGAGGUGAACAAAAUUGUGACACAGCGGUAGCGUAAGACAGGAGAAUACCGACUGAGAUUAUCGGCCAAUGACAGGCUUAUAUCCACAAACUACAUCCAGUAAAUAAGACUCAGUUGUCUUCGACUGAAGCUCUUACCAUGACCCGGCUGACUACGAAUCUGAACAGACACAAGUUGCAUUUUUAGAAAAAUCGAUUAAGCAAUUAAUUUUCCUCUCAGUCUGUUUUGUUGUUGAAUUUUUGUCACGUGACUGUUAGUCACACAUUAGUCAGUUAUGGCUUUUUUAUCAUGGGCAGAAUUUUUUGCUUUUUUUUUUUACACAUUCAGGUGCAAAUGGUUUCUUUUUGCUGAUUUUUUUUUUCAAAAUGAGACAUGUACCGUAAAGUAAUUUUAAAGAAAUGCGAGAACUUUAAGCUUUGAUUUUGUUAAUUUUUCUGUCUUAAACCUGCCACACGUAUUUUCAAGGACUAUCAUGAAGUCAAAAAUCUGACAAACUGCUCUUGGUUUUGAUAAAUGGUGUCAUUUUCUUACUUUUUAAUUUUUAUUUUUUAUCCUAUUUUUAAAAGAAGCCUUGCCUUUCAAAAUUGUGAUCAGGUUUUGGGGCUCGGAUGGUUCGGCUAACUGUUUUCAGUCUUUGGGCUAAGCUAACUUGGUCCCAUUUCCAGUUUCGUAUUUACCUCACACAUCUAUCCCUCUACAGGAAAGUGAAUAAAUGUAGAAAGCAACUAAUUCACUGUUGCAACUAAUGAUACCUCUAAAAAAAGAGCAGCAAUGGAGAAGAGCUGUUUAUCAAGUGGAACUUUCUUGAAAACAUAGUUAUGUGUCAGUGGAAUAAUCUCUACACAGUGGAGAAAAUGAAUUAUGACCACAAUCACUUUAUCACUAACCUUAUUAAUAACCUGCUGUAAGAACAACUGUAUUCACACUCAUUCAUCAUUUCAUUGACAUAUUUUUGGUUGGAGCUGACACGUUUUCAAAAUGAGUUACGAUGACGGAGAUCAGCUGAAAUUACAGACUGAUGCUGACUGAUUGCUUUGACAAAGACAGAGCCUAAAAGAGAAAAGUGUCAAGAAAGCACAUAAAAUAAGAGGCAGAAAUUAAUUUUAAUUAGAGAAAAUUGUGCAGCAGAGACUAAAUGUACUUAUAAGGAGAGUGUUUUUUGCUUCUGACGGAAGAUAGAAAGUGACUGUAGAGUGGAAUGAUGUUCACAUCUACAUGGAAACACACUGACAUGUUAAAAAACACUCUGAAGUUGUGAUAUCUGCCAGCCUGCUGUGUGACUUCCACUUUCUGUUUUUAAAGGCUGUGAUAAUGCUCAUUUUCUCGCCACUAACAGCAAAGAAUUUCUCCAUUUUAUACUAUUUUAGACUGAACAUGUGACUGCAUACUGUGAAAUGUUACAUACAAUUACUGUGUAAAUACUGUAAAAAACAAAACAAAAUCCACUGUAAUAUAUUUUACAGAUGACAUUUGUGGAAAAAAAGAGUAGUUUAAGAGCUUUGCGGAUCCUUACGAAGGACCAAAUGAAGAAUUUGGUGCAGUGAAAUAAAUUUAAUCUUUUUGCUGGUGAUAUAUUUACAUAAAGUUUGAGUGUUUAAUCAUGUUUUCAUGCUAAACGGUUUAGCUUAUUUUACUGUUUAAUUCCUGGUUUCAGAAUCUGAUGUCAAUCAGGACUGGAUGCAAAUUUCUGCUCUUAAUAUUUAAUUACUUACAUUUUUUAUACUAAUAUUAGCCUAAUAUUAACUAGCAUCAUCCUCUAAAAUGUAAAGCUCUAAGAAAAAAAGUGAAAAAAUGUCAAGUCACAAUAACGGAAACUGUAUUUAUUAGAAUUUCUUUUCUUUUUUUUUGAUCAAAAAACCUGGAUUUUCUCUAAACAGUGUGUUCGGGCCCGACAUCAGCAACGCUCAAUAAAACAGUUGUUUACA